GGAUGGAGGCGGGCGGCGUGGCCGACUCGCUCCUCUCCGGAGCUUGCGUGGUCUUCACCCUUGGCAUGUUCUCCACCGGCCUGUGAGAGCGCGGCCCGGGUGGGCUGGGGGAGGACCAGGAAGUCAUGAAAGGACAGCGAAUGGACAGAGCCGUGGCCAUACCCCCAGGCUGCAUCGGAACCGGCGGUCAAACUCGGACCUCAGGCACAUGCAGAUGACCCGGAGCGUGGACAGCGUCCAGUUCCUACCCUUUCUCACCACGGAUGUCAACAACCUGGGCUGGCUGAGUUACGGGGUCUUGAAAGGAGACGGGACCCUCAUCAUCGUCAACGCCUUAGGUGCUAUGCUUCAGACCCUGUAUAUCGUGGCCUAUCUGCGCUACUGCCCGCAGAAGCGCGGGGUGCUCCUGCAGACUGCAACCCUGCUGGGCGUCCUUUUCCUGGGCUAUGGCUACUUUUGGCUCCUGAUACCCGAUGUGGAGGCGCGGCUUCAGCAGCUGGGCCUCUUCUGCAGUGUCUUCACCAUCAGCAUGUAUCUCUCACCACUGGCUGACUUGGCCAAGGUCAUUCAAACUAAAUCAACCCAUCGCCUCUCCUUCUCACUCACCAUUGCCACCCUCCUUUCCUCUGCUUCCUGGUCUCUCUAUGGGUUUCGACUCAGCGAUCCCUACAUCACGGUGCCCAACCUUCCAGGAAUCCUUACCAGCUUGAUCCGUCUCUGGCUUUUCUGGAAGUACCCCCCAGAGCACGACAAAAACUAUCGGCUUCUGCAAACCUGAGGCAGCUCAUCUGACCACUGGGCACCUUAAUGCCAACUUGAUACCAAAGAGCUCCUGCUUCAGCUAGCUGGUGACCAGUUCCAUUGGUGCAGUGGGUUGAGGGAAAGACACAACUCUGAGAUUAGAGGGUUCAAUGAAAGCUUCACUCAGAAGAUUGGGUGGGACUUCAGAUGAAAUCACUUAUUUUUUUGAGAUUAUAUUUUUAAUUCUGGAGGUUGGGGGGGUGAUAGCUUUAUGCUGUGCCUUAAAAUAAACUAUUUCCCACCCCUGCCAAUCAGUUUUUC
Molecule: messenger RNA, 1062 nt
Organism: Fukomys damarensis (Damara mole-rat)
Lineage: Eukaryota; Metazoa; Chordata; Mammalia; Rodentia; Bathyergidae
Gene: Slc50a1
Product: solute carrier family 50 member 1
Exons: 6
Coding region: 209-778 (189 amino acids)
Biological process (GO): carbohydrate transport
Cellular component (GO): membrane
Molecular function (GO): sugar transmembrane transporter activity
Source: RefSeq, a predicted model, not a curated record